Osmerus eperlanus (European smelt) is the source of this 3003-nucleotide messenger RNA. It is a transcript of the gene fbxl13, whose product is annotated as F-box and leucine-rich repeat protein 13. Bases 62 to 2572 code for a protein of 836 amino acids. NCBI's taxonomy places the organism in Eukaryota, Metazoa, Chordata, Actinopteri, Osmeriformes, Osmeridae. Gene Ontology annotation, cellular component: cytoplasm. The record is from RefSeq and is a predicted model, not a curated record. The transcript has 21 exons. Gene Ontology annotation, molecular function: protein binding.
UAGUGCUACUAGCUGGGGAACAGGGACCACUUUCUGUAUUCCAUGAUCAAUAAUAUUUGACAUGGCAUCUUUACAAAAUGUUGAUCCCGCUCUGAAGGAAUAUAUUCUGAAGCACUCCUUACCUCAGAUUUUUCAGGCCUUACUCACAGGCCUUUGCGUGUCGUGUCCUGAGAGUCCAAUGCAUUUCAUGGAGAUGAAAAUUAUGGCAUUGCAGGAGAACCACCAAGAUAUGGAAAUUGAGUGGCACACAUUGAUUGAUAAUUCUGAGCGAGUUGCCAUGACUUCCCUGGCAUGCCGGCUGGUGCACAACAUCAUUGGUAGCCAUGAGAACAGCCUGUUUCAUUCACAUCUUGUUGAGAAGGCCUACACCUGCUACCGAAAAUGUUUACUGAGUAUGUGCUUCAGGGCUUGGAAAAAGUUUAUUUUGGAGAAGAGGAGCGAGGCAGUAGAGCUGAUGAUGAACAUGGAUGUGGCAAAUACUCACUACAGCCUAUGGAGACAGAAAGUGGCACUUGGCCGGUGGAUGGAAUGGGUGCAGAUCCGCAAGACUAGGCAAAAUGAGGCUGUGAAAAAGAUUGCGCAAGUUUGGACUGUCGUCUACUGCAAGAUCAUCAUAGGUGCGUGGAGGUUCGUGGUACAGGACGCAAAGAAGACAAAGGACUACUUUGAGAGGCUGGAGGGUGUGUCAGAGUUGAACAGCCAGAUGUCAGAGGUUACCAUGGUAGAAGGGAAAGACAGCCUGUCACUCCUGCCCUGCAAGGUGUCACUACUGAUCUUCCAUUAUUUGGAUGUGGGGGACCUACUGAAGUGUGCCGAGGUAUGUUGCACCUGGAGGACUAUCGCUCAGACGUGUUCGCUGUGGAGCAGGAUCAACUUCUCGGUGGAGCGAGCAUGGAUCACAGACUGCACCGUGGGGCAGAUCCUGCAGAAGCACCGCCCGUUUGUGGUCCACCUCAACAUGCGUGCGUGCACCUCCCUACAGUGGCCCAGCAUCACAUGCAUCAGUGAAUGCAGAAACCUACAAGAGCUCAACCUGUCUGAAUGCUCCAAUGUUAAUGAUGAGAUGGUGAGGAUGAUCGUAGACAGCUGCCCCUCUCUGCUCUACCUCAACCUGUCUGCCACGCUGGUAACCAACGGAGCUCUGAGAGAGCUGUCCAGGAUCUGUGUGAACCUGCAGUACCUGAGUCUAGCUGGCUGUCGCACCUUCUCUGAUAAGGGUUUGCAGUACCUGUCCACAGGAAGGGGCUGCAAAAAUCUGCUGCACCUUGACCUCUCCAGCUGCACCCAGAUCUCUGUGGAAGGUUUCAGACACAUUGCUGCAGGAUGCCCUUCCCUUCAGGAGUUAGUGUUCAACGAUAUGCCCACCCUGACAGACAGCUGUGUGCUGGCACUUAUCUCCAAGUUACAUUCUCUGUCUGCUGUCUCUCUCAUGGACACACCCCAUCUGUCAGACUCCGCUUUCAAGGCCAUCGCUGAGGUGGCCAAUCUUAGGAAUUUCAUCACUGAGGGAAACCCUCGCAUGACUGACAUCAGCUGGAAGGCUCUGUGCCGCAGCUCCCCUGGCCUCACCAGACUCCACGCCGCCCAGUGUCCCAGGAUGACUGACGUCAGCCUCAAGGCCAUGGGUGUCCUGAGGAACCUGCUGAACAUCAACAUCUCUCACUGCUGUAGGGUGACUGACAUGGGGCUGCGUUACCUGACGGAGAGCCCAUCUGCCUCCAGGCUGCUGGAGCUGAAUCUGGAUCACUGCAGCCGCAUCAGCGACCUGUCCAUCAUGAGGGUGGCACAGAGGUGCUCCCAGCUGAGGCACCUGAGUGUGCGUUACUGUGAAAACCUGACUGACGCAGCCCUGGAGUGGCUAAGCAACAGCUCCGUCAUCUCUCUGGACAUUAGCGGCUGCAACGUCCAGGACCAGGGACUGACGUUACUUGGUGGAAACUGUGGUCUAAAGAAGCUGGUGGCCUCUGAGUGUGUGUGGAUCACAGACAUCAGCAUAGAGAAGUUCUGCAGAGAGGUGCCGGGUCUGGAGCAGCUGGACGUGUCUCACUGCGUGUCCCUGUCUGACCAGGCCAUCAAGGCCCUGGCAUUCUACUGCAGGGCCCUCAUCUCCCUGAACAUGCGAGGCUGCCCAAAGAUGACAGACAUGGCAGUGCAGUACCUGGCGGGCACAGGUCACUUCCUGCGGGAGCUGGACCUGAGCGGCUGCAUGCUGCUGACGGACAAGACAGCUCGCCUCCUCCAGAGGGGCUGUCCUCAGCUCUGCAGCAUCAGCAUGAACUACUGCACCGCCAUCUCCAAGCUGGCUGCUGUGAGGCUGCAGACACGGGUCAAGCUCUGGGAGCAUAGCCAUGACGAUGCCCCCUACUGGUUCGGCUACAACAACCUGGACCAGCUACUGCAGCCAAUCAGAAAGCCUGGCAAAGUAGAUGACACUUGGGAGGAGGAAGAGCAAGCAACCGUCCUUAGAAACACCAGCUUCCAUGACAACAAGAGGAACGAAAGAGGCGUGUCCUUGACAUGUGCAGCAAACCGGAGUAAUCGAAGAAUGACCACAAUGAAAACCGGUUAUUAAAGGACCCAUUUUUUCAUGGGAUUCCAUAAUGUUUUAUAUGAGAUACAUAUUCCAUCAUACAUCCCCAGGAAAGCACAUCCACACACUCACCAGCCCUGCUAAUCAUGACCUAUAUAUUAUUUAUUUUAGUUUGUGUUUCAUUUAGCAUUUGAAAUAACUUAAAAAACAAAACAUGAUUGAUUACAUACAAUAUCCAUUUCAGUACAUCCCAGGAAACGUUUCUAAGCGAUGGUUCUUCCAAAUGUGGUAAAACUGUGUGGGUCCAUCCUGCCAGCCUGGGGGUGGGGGGGGGGGGUGGGGGGGGUCCAUCCUGCCAGCCUGGGGGUGGGGGGGCUCUACUGCCCAGGUUUCAAGGGUUCGAGGAAGGGACGAACUCAGCUCCCCAGUUUCAGGGACUCAAACCAGCUCUGUGUCUUCACCCUGACGGUGCC